Malassezia vespertilionis is the source of this 1098-nucleotide messenger RNA. RefSeq names its product 25S rRNA (uracil(2634)-N(3))-methyltransferase. Gene Ontology annotation, biological process: rRNA base methylation. Gene Ontology annotation, molecular function: rRNA (uridine-N3-)-methyltransferase activity. Gene Ontology annotation, cellular component: cytoplasm. The record is from RefSeq and is a predicted model, not a curated record. NCBI's taxonomy places the organism in Eukaryota, Fungi, Basidiomycota, Malasseziomycetes, Malasseziales, Malasseziaceae. Bases 1 to 1098 code for a protein of 365 amino acids. The transcript has a single exon.
AUGGCCAGGAGAGGCAAAGGCAAGCUCCGAACGGCGCUUGCGCAGCAUAACGCACGCCGUCAGCAGCGCCAGGACGAAACGCGGCGCGCCCAAAUACAAGAGUCGCAGCUAAAGAAAAAGGUUGCGGUUCCCAAGCGCCGGCACGUCCUUCCAUUCGCGCAAGACGAUUCGAUCCUGCUUGUCGGCGAGGGCAAUUUUUCGUUUGCGCUCUCGCUGCUUCGCAUGCCGCAUCUCCAUCCACCGCACCAGAUCUUGGCUACUAGCUACGAUACAGAAGAUGAGGUAUGCAAAAAGUAUCCCGAUGCGCCCGCGAUUCUUGCCGAGAUUCGCGCGCUCGCGGGGGGGCAUGCCGACUCAAUCCUUGCGUUUGGCGUCGAUGCAGGUGCUCUGCAAAAGUGCGAGCUCGUUACAGGCAAGGCACACACGGAUCCACGCCGCUGGAGUAAGGUAUGGUUUGGAUUCCCGCACGUCGGCGCGGGACACAAGGACGAGCACCGCAACGUGCUCGCAAACCAAGUGCUCAUCUUGCGAUUCCUCGUUUCCGUCGCACCCUAUCUGACACGCGGUCCGUUGCCCACGUAUGCGAGCCGCACAACCCGCAAGAUAAACUCAGAGAGCGACUCGGAUGACGAUGAAAACCCAGCAGACGCUGAGCAAGAAACUGUGCCGCUUGCGUCAAGAUAUCAACUCUUUACACCUCCAGUCAGACAAGGUUCCGUUUUGAUCACACUGCGGAAUGCCGUUCCCUAUACACUGUGGAAUGUACCCAUGCUUGCGAAACGUCUCCGCUCGGUGCUGGCGCCUACCCUUGCAGCUGCACCACCGCUCCCUAAAGGGAUGCAUGCACCGACCAUCGACGACGUAGACAGACGUGCGGCGCAGUAUGCGCAAUGGCGAAGUUUUGAGUUUCACCCAGGUGACUGGGCAGGAUACAGUCACCGACGCACUGUGGGGUACAUUGAAGGACGUAGCACGUCGCACAAUGAAGAUCUGCUCCGUCAAACGGCGCCGGACGAAAAGCAAGAGCGUGAGAUGCGCCGCGGACGGCACGUUGGCACUGGCGAGUGCCGCACGUUUGAGUUUGGGCUGCAUACAUAG